GACGAACUAACUUCUGGACUGCGUAACCAGACAACCCCCUAAACCCGCAUUUCUUUGAGACACGGCUAGUGUACCUGGAUCCUGCAACCUGAUUUGAAUCUACAAUUACAUUCACUCAACCACAAUACACGGAAUAAUACCUGUGCCGGACCAAAAUCAGCGACACAUAACUUGACAAAAUGAGUCCUCCAGACUCGUCGAGACAAACGGGGCGACACCGGGAAGCGGGAUCCCGCAAACACCACAAGAGGAAAUCAAGCUCGCAUGCGCAUCGCCAAUCGAGAACAGACGAAAGCGGCUCAAGCAAUGGACGACCGCUGUCGAUUGAUGCAUUGGCGAGACUCAACGAGGUGAACGCAACACGGUCACCCCGACACCAAAGCAGAGACCGGGACAGGGAACGGGAUAGGGAUGUUGCUAGGGAUAAAGAGAGACACAGGCAGCGCGAGGAAGAAAGAGAGUACGAACGGGUAAGGGUCCGUGACCACGAGCGUAGUCGGGAUCAACGUCGUGAGAGGGAUUCAAGAGCCAGGAGACCAGAACGCACCGAAUACAAGGAGGUCGACAGGUUAGAAGACGCUCACAGGCCGAAGAAGGACAAGAAGCGCAAGAAGCGCAUCGUCAGUGGUGCGGCCCUUGAAGAGGGGCGGGGCAAGGAUCUGAGAGGAUUGAGGGGUGGCGGUCACAGCAGUAGUGACAGUCUGGAAAAGGAACCGCUACAGCCGAAGAAGCAGCCAAGAUGGAAGAACAAGAAGUUUUUGUGUCUGAUCGGUAUUGGAAUCGGCAUUGUCCUGCUCAUUCUCAUCAUCGCAGUAGCUGUAGUCGUCAGCAAACAGAAUAACAACGCCGACUCGUCCGACCCCAAGUCAAAUCUGAAGGAUAUUGAUCGAAAUAGUAUUCCUCCCGGCGCGCCCUCCUACCUUAACCCGUUUGAAUGGCAGGACACCAAGGACUUCAACCUCACCUACACGGAUCAGACAGUUGGUGAUCUACCUGUUAUGGGUCUGUUCAGUAGCUGGGAUGAUUCAAAACGGGCCAAUGACAAUGUCCCACCUCUCAACAAGCCCUGGGGCUCGUAUGCAUCUCGCCCAGCGCGAGGAGUGAACCUUGGAGGGUGGUUAUCUAUCGAGCCAUUCAUCACGGCUGAUCUAUACGACUGGGACCAGAGGACAGGAGUCAUCGACGAAUGGACUCUGUGCAGCAGGUUGGGGUCGGCAUGCCCAGCCUUUCUGGAAAAGCACUACUCUUCAUUUGUCAACGAGCAAACCUUCAAGGACAUCCAAGCGGCAGGCCUCGACCAUAUCCGCAUACCCUUCAGCUACUGGGCUGUUCAGACGUACGACGGCGAUCCUUAUGUCUUCCGUACGUCGUGGCGCUAUCUGCUGAGGGCGAUUGAGUGGGCAAGGAAGUACGGCCUGCGAAUCAACCUCGAUCUCCACGGUCUACCGGGUAGCCAGAACGGGUGGAACCACAGUGGGAGACAGGGAGAAAUCGGGUGGCUGAACGGAACUGAUGGUGCACUAAACGCACAGCGAUCACUCGACAUACAUGACCGCCUGUCCAAAUUUUUUGCCCAGGACCGUUACCGCAACAUCAUCACGCAUUAUGGCCUGGCUAACGAGCCCAAGAUGACUGCCUUGAGAGCUCAGGACGUGGUCGACUGGACAUCCAAGGCGUAUGACUUGGUGCGGAAGAAUGGUAUUAAGGAUGCCAUCGUCGUCUUUGGCGAUGGCUUCAUGGGGCUGUACAAAUGGCAGGGCCAACUCACCGGCUACGGCAAUGGACUCGCGCUGGACGUCCAUCAGUAUGUCAUUUUCAACUCGGACCAGAUUGCAUACAAUCACACGCGCAAAAUCGAGUAUGCAUGCGAUGGUUGGACAAAGCAGACAACAGAGAGUAUGAAUACAGCCACGGGUUUUGGCCCUACCCUCAUUGCGGAGUGGUCGCAGGCGGAUACAGACUGCGCCAAGCACCUGACAAAUGUUGGAUGGGGCAACAGAUGGACUGGAACAUACCGCAGCGGUGACCCUUCAUCCGAAGCGUUGUCGCCGCGAUGCCCAACCAAGGAUUCGCGAUGCGAGUGCGGAACGGCAAAUGCAGACGCUUCGAGAUACAGCGAUACGUACAAGACCUUCUUGCGGACAUUCGCGGAAGCCCAGAUGCACAGCUUUGAGAAGGGCUGGGGCUGGUUCUACUGGACCUGGGACGCUUCGCAUGCGCAAUGGAGCUACAAGAAGGGCCUCGCUGCCGGGAUCCUGCCUGCCAAGGCCUGGGAACGAUCAUUCAACUGCGACUUGGGGAAUAUCCCAAGCUUUGCUGGUCUACCCGAGACAUAUUAGACUAGAACUAGAGUAUUGUUGUUUUUCAUUUUCUUUUUUCUUUUUUUUCUUUUGGGGUCGUUCUGUACGAUGUUAUUUUUUUGGUUUCCUUCCAGGGAUAUAUAUCGCGGGAUUGAUGUGCUUUUGCACGAUGGGACGAGUACAAACGAGUUUGAUGUGUAUAGACAAAUGGCUUUUGUAUGUAGGCGAUGAUUACAUAGACAGUACAGCACAGGCACAGGCUGGGAGGAAAGCUGUCAAUCAAGGUGUUUUUUUGCUUUUAUUUUAUUUUAUAU
Molecule: messenger RNA, 2614 nt
Organism: Pyricularia oryzae 70-15
Lineage: Eukaryota; Fungi; Ascomycota; Sordariomycetes; Magnaporthales; Pyriculariaceae
Product: glucan 1,3-beta-glucosidase 2
Exons: 3
Coding region: 180-2339 (719 amino acids)
Biological process (GO): glucan catabolic process
Cellular component (GO): cell surface; extracellular region
Molecular function (GO): beta-glucosidase activity
Source: RefSeq, a predicted model, not a curated record